AAAUGUGCAAAGUCAUAGGCCUCUACCACUUCUCUGGGAAUGAGGCCUAUUUAAAGAGAAUCGAAACGGAGCAAAUCCAAAUCACACUUUUUCCUUAUACUAGAAGUAGCUCUCUUUGAGUCCAGCUUUUAUAAAGAAAGCUUCUCUCUGGUCCACAAGGCACUACGUUAUCAAAACUUUUCAUUUCUAGAGCAUACCUUGAAAAGGAAGCCUUCACUCUCAGAUCAUCAGCUAUACAGGCGACAACAAUGGCUUCAAAAGUACCUGAAGAGAAGAAACUUCCAUACGUCUUUCUGGGCAAGUCUGGCCUCAAAGUCUCCAACAUGUGUCUUGGUACAAUGACGUUUGGAGAAUCAUUUUUUGGAUCCCCCGGCCAGUGUGACGAAGCCACAUCUCACCAGCUUAUAAACCGUUAUGUGGAAUGGGGAGGCAAUUUCUUGGACACUGCAGACAUUUAUGGCCGAGGCAACUCUGAAAUGAUCGUUGGCAGUUGGCUGGAAAGACAAAAGAGAGAUAACUUCGUGAUUGCUACCAAGGUUCGUUUCACUAUGGGCACGGAGACUAACGUCAAUAACGUUGGACUCAGUCGACGUCACAUCACCGCCAGCAUCGACAACAGCCUGAGUCGACUUCAUACCAACUAUGUCGACCUGUAUCAGACACAUGGUUUUGAUGACGCCACGCCCUUGGAAGAAACAUUGCGCACUUUAGAUGACCUUGUACGCUGCGGAAAGGUGCGUUAUGUCGGAGCCAGCAACGUGACAGGGUGGCAGCUCCAGAAGAUUAUCAGCACCUCGGAGAAACUGGGUUUAAAUCCAAUAGCCAGCCUACAACAACAAUACAGUCUCGCCAGCAGAGAGUCCGAACUAGAGCCUUUUCAAGUCUGCAAGUCAGCUGGCAUUGGAGUCAUGCCUUGGAGUCCACUCAAAGGUGGGCUGCUUACUGGAAAGGUAAAACGAGGCGUGAAGCCCACAGAAGGUCGACUGGCUUUUGUGGCGGAUAAUGAAAACAAGGCCAUUCAAGCGGCACCCUCCUGGAAGACAUUCGAUGAUCAAAUCUUUGACGUGAUCGAUGCACUCCAGGCUAUUGCUAACAAAUAUGGUCGCAGUGUUCCUCAAGUUGCGCUUCGCUGGCUAUUACAGAAGGAUGUCGUGUCGUCCGUAGUACUAGGGGCAAGAACCAUGUCUCAACUGGAAGACAACUUGGCUGCAGGAAAUGGAUGGUCUCUUACCAAACAGGAGAUGCAGCAGUUGGAUACCUUAUCAAAGCCCAACAUUACAUAUCCUUAUGAUAUGGUAUUUAAGAUGAACGAGGAUCGCCAGAACCCAAAUUCUGAUCAUUACGUUAAAUCUGUUGCAACCUGCUAGGCCAGUGGUCUUUGUUAGCAAUACAAUUGAGAUCAUGAUAUUUGAUCCAAGAAGUUCGUAAAUUCACACACAAGCGGAAAACGAGUUUCAAAAACAAAUAGACUACAAAGGGAGAUAGUGUUGUGAAGAUUCCUUUUAGGCAAUAAUAUUUCUAACAAUGCUUGCUUUUUAUACAUAAUUCUCGCAGUAGAAGGUCAAGAUUGUACAUUUUCUAUUGUAGUUGAUUGUAAAAUAAUAAAAACUUUAUUUAAAUGUGAAUUAUUGUUUUAAACAUACAAGGCAGCGACAUUGUUUAAAGAAACAGAUUAAUGUUAUCAAAUGUGCUAGUUUUGUAAGACACAUCUCUGUAUACUAGAAACGGGAGAUGCGGAAGGAAAAAUAGUUCUCUUAAUUUCGGGCUGAACUGGUGGGUGUGGGCAGGUGUACAGUAAGCAACUUUGAAACUAAAUUUAUUUAUUACGACUUAUGAUUAAAUAAUAGUUUUUUUUAAAUUGAUUUAUAUGUCGUUUCAACGGAAGUGGGAGGAAUAAAGUUAAAAAUUUGCAACAGACAGACAGACAGAGUGAUUUGAGAUAAGCGAGGUAGUAAAAAGAUAUUUACUUUGUUACGCCAAGAAUAGGACAUUGGAAGAUUAUAAAGUACACGCCACAAUUACAAUAAUACUUUCUUUUGUGCACCAAAUUAUUUUGUGUUUAGUGUGAGUGCCACUACUGUAUCAAGUAGGCCCUUAUGUCGGGGUUCCACGAUAUUUGAAAUAUAUCUUUGAAAAAAAAAAUAAAACAUGUUUUUAGAAAACAAAA
Messenger RNA from Biomphalaria glabrata, 2167 nucleotides. RefSeq names its product 1-deoxyxylulose-5-phosphate synthase YajO-like. Bases 249 to 1367 code for a protein of 372 amino acids. The transcript has 10 exons. NCBI's taxonomy places the organism in Eukaryota, Metazoa, Mollusca, Gastropoda, Planorbidae. Gene Ontology annotation, molecular function: oxidoreductase activity. The record is from RefSeq and is a predicted model, not a curated record.